Molecule: messenger RNA, 1257 nt
Organism: Lathyrus sativus (Indian pea)
Lineage: Eukaryota; Viridiplantae; Streptophyta; Magnoliopsida; Fabales; Fabaceae
Source: the annotation of a GenBank genome assembly
AUGGCUAGUUCCGCGACGAAGAAAGUUAAAGUUACUGAUAAUGUAGACAAAGACAUGUUCAACGACUUACCCGAAUGCAUUAUCCUUCACAUACUCUCUUUCUUGACUACCAAGCAUGCAGUUAGAACAUGCAUCUUAUCCUCAAGAUGGAAGGAUCUCUGGAAACGUCUCCCCGCUCUUAUAUUCCGUAGAUCAGAUUUUCAAACUAAUAUGAUAUUCACCGAAUUCGUGUAUAAGGUUUUCUCUCUUCGCGAUUCCUCUGUCUCACUGCACACUCUCGACUUUGAGAAUGUAUCUAUUCUCUUGGUGCGUUACAUGCUUACGUGGAUUGUGAAUUAUGCUAUUUCACACAAUGUUCAACGCUUACGACUUAGUGGAACUAGUGGCAUUUCACUAAUUCCUGUUGCCUUAUUUUCAUCUCAGACUUUAACACAUCUUACCCUUUCUAUUUCCGAUCAUGACAUUGAUCAAUUUUCUCUCAAUUUACCAGCAUUAAAGUAUCUUAAGCUUUCUAUUUGUUUUAGUUGUGAAAUCCUGUUUCCAAAAUCUCUCAAUUUGCCGGAGUUAUCUACCUUGGAACUAGAGAAUUUUACAUUUUCUGUUGGCGACAAUGAUUGCGCAGAACCAUUUUCGACCUUUAAUAUGUUGAAUCGUUUGCUCAUUGCUGAUUGUUCCGUGAAAGCUUUGGGAACCCUCUGCAUAUCUAACGCGACGCUCGUCAAUUUUACUAUAUUCAGUGACUUGGAAAGCGGUUAUAAAAUUGUUCUUUGCACUCCAAGUCUUUGUACAUUUGCUUUUCGUGGUAUUCCUUAUCACGAUAUCUCUGGGAGCAAUAUUUCUUUUCUUAAACAUGUAGAUAUUGAUGCAGGAGCAUUUCCAUAUAGAUGCGGGCCUCCUUUGUUUCUGUUGAAGUGGCUCUCAGAGUUUGCUAAUAUAAAAUCAUUGACCGUCACUGCAAGUACUCUUCAGCUUCUCUCCUUAAUUCCUAGUUUGUUGAAGUUUGAGAUCCCUUCCUUGGGUAAAUUGAAGUUAUUGAAAGUGAAAAUUGACGAAAUUCAUUAUGGACUCCGCCUGACGUUGUGUAAUGGCAAGUUACAGAACGCCAAGUCAAUGGAAGAAGUUGCCAGGAUACAGAAAGCAUUUGAUUUAGGAUUGGAACCGUCUCCGCUCGUACCUGAUGGAAUUGUGGAUUUCUUGCUUCAAAAUUCACCUUCGGCUGAAGUUGACUUAGUUGAUUGCAGAAAAAAAACCUCAUAG